CGGCCCGGAACACGCUAGUGGAGCGGAAGAUGGCGGCGGCGGCGGCGGCUGCAGCCGGGACUUCAGUCGGGCUGAGGCAGAGGAGCCGCCGGCUCUGACCUCGCUCUGGCUCCGGUGCGUGCGGCUGAGCGUGUGCGAGGCCCCGCGCGUCGGGCAGGGGCGGCGGCGGCCACUGCGCGCCGCCCUGAGCAGCGCCCGGGAGGCGGCGCGGCUACGGCUGAGGAGAGAGCCGGCUCGGGGCCUCGGCGUCCUCCUCCUCCUGCUCUCCCGGGCCCCCGCCUCCUCGGGGGGGCGGCGGCGGCGAUGUUCUCGGUCCUCUCGUACGGGCGGCUGGUGGCCCGCGCCGUGCUCGGCGGCCUCUCGCAGACCGACCCCCGGGCGGGCGGCGGCGGCGGAGGAGGCGGCGGCAGCGGCGACUACGGGCUGGUGACGGCCGGCUGCGGCUUCGGCAAGGACUUCCGUAAGGGCCUCCUCAAGAAGGGCGCGUGCUACGGGGACGACGCGUGCUUCGUGGCCCGGCACCGCUCCGCCGACGUGCUGGGGGUUGCAGAUGGUGUGGGAGGAUGGAGAGACUAUGGAGUUGAUCCGUCCCAGUUCUCAGGGACUUUAAUGCGUACGUGUGAACGUUUAGUCAAAGAAGGACGGUUCGUACCAAGUAAUCCCAUCGGAAUUCUUACCACCAGCUACUGUGAGUUGCUGCAAAAUAAAGUACCUUUGCUUGGAAGCAGCACCGCCUGCAUCGUGGUGCUGGACAGGAGCAGUCACCGGCUGCACACAGCAAACCUUGGGGAUUCCGGCUUCCUGGUGGUCAGGGGCGGUGAGGUGGUGCACCGGUCCGACGAGCAGCAGCACUACUUCAACACUCCGUUCCAGCUCUCCAUCGCCCCGCCGGAAGCGGAGGGAGUCGUCCUGAGUGACAGCCCGGAAGCUGCUGACAGCACGGCCUUCGACGUCCAGCUGGGCGACAUUAUCCUGACGGCAACAGAUGGGCUGUUCGACAACAUGCCUGACUACAUGAUCCUUCAGGAGCUCAAAAAGCUAAAGAACUCAAACUAUGAGAGUAUCCAGCAGACGGCAAGAAGUAUUGCUGAGCAAGCUCAUGAGCUGGCAUAUGACCCAAAUUAUAUGUCACCUUUUGCACAGUUUGCAUGUGACAACGGCUUGAAUGUGAGAGGUGGAAAGCCCGAUGAUAUCACCGUCCUCCUUUCCAUUGUGGCCGAGUACACUGACUGAGCAGCCGUGGGGUCAGCGCUGCGUUUCCCCUCAGCGUCCCUGCCGCCGUUGCCCAUGCUGCCGGCAAGACCGCGGGUAUCGGGCCUGGCCUUGGGGCCCAUUGAGGUCUUUGUUGAGAACCACUACUGUCCCUCCCUCACUCAUGGCUGCCGUCUACGCCUGAAGGGAACUUGGCUCUGAGGUGUCCUCGUGGAAGCUCUCCCAGCGUGUGACUUUUCUCACAGGCUGUUGCUUCUCAAAAACAGUUGAAGUUUGGGAAAUGA
This is a messenger RNA of Ochotona princeps (American pika), 1496 nucleotides long. It is a transcript of the gene PPTC7, whose product is annotated as protein phosphatase targeting COQ7. The record is from RefSeq and is a predicted model, not a curated record. NCBI's taxonomy places the organism in Eukaryota, Metazoa, Chordata, Mammalia, Lagomorpha, Ochotonidae. The transcript has 6 exons. Bases 304 to 1233 code for a protein of 309 amino acids.